CUCCCCGUCUUGUUUGUUUGUUUGUUUGUUACUAUUAUGCUGAUGCAAAAAAUUUGUCUUCAACAGCUUUUGUAUUUUCAAACACAUCCAUCACUUUCUCUCUCCACCAACUCUCUCUCUCUUUCUCACUUGAGAUUCAAAAUCACUGAGUUUCUUAGUAGUUGAAAAGUUUUGAAGAAUCGAUUCUGGAAGAUUCUGGAAUCAUGGACUGUGUGGGAAAUUAAUCCAAAGUAAGCUAUUGAUAGGUUGGUUUUGAGGUGCUUAAUAGUUAGAUCUCUAAAGUACAAUGGUAGCGAAAAUCCGGCACACUGCUACGGACUCUCCCAAUCCAAGUCCAAAACCAGAGGUUGGAGAGAUUGACACCAGCCCACCUUUUCAAUCUGUUAAAGAUGCUGUGAAUCUAUUUGGUGAAGGUGCUUUCUCUGGGGAAAGACCUAUCAUUAAGAAGGCAAAAGCUUAUUCUGCCGAGAGAGUUUUGGCGAAGGAGACAGAACUUCAUGUAGCCCAAAAAGAGCUAAACAAGUUAAAAGAACAAGUAAAGAAUGCUGAAACUACUAAGGCUCAAGCUCUUGUGGAGCUCCAAAGGGCUAAAAGGACAGUCGAGGAGUUGACACAAAAGCUAAAACUUAUCACUGAAUCUAGGGAGUUAGCAAUCAAGGCAACAGAAGCUGCAAAAGUUCAGGCGAAACAGAAGUAUGGCGACUCUGAUGGAAUAAACAAUGCCUGGAAAGAAGAGUUAGAAACUGCAGUUAAAAGGUAUGCAUCAAUAAUGACAGAACUUGAUGCUGCUAAGCAAGAACUGAGGAAAACUCGUCAGGAAUAUGAUUCAUCCUCGGAUGCAACAGCGUUGGCUCUCAAGCAAGCAGCAGAAGCUGAAAAUUUGAUGAAGGAAAACACGUUAAGGGUAUCUGAGCUGUUGAAAGAAAUUUCAGCUGCAAAGGAGUCAAUUGAGCAAGAAAAACUUGCAUUCGUGGAAGCACAGCAACAGCAAGCAUCGAUAUUAACCGAGAAAGAUGCUCUUAGACAAUCAUAUAAAGCUACCCUUGAACAAUCCGAAAAGAAAUUACUUGCUUUAAAAAAGGAAUUCAGUCCUAAUCUGACGAAAAAUCUUGAGGUGCAGUUGGCUGAGGCAAUGAGUGAAAUUGCAGUUCUGCAAACAGAAAUGGAAAACAAAAGGUCAUCUGACUUGGACUCUGUGAAAACCAUUACUUCGGAGCUUGAUGGUGCUAAAGAAUCACUGCAGAAAGUAGUCGAUGAGGAAAACUCUCUUAGAACCUUGGUAGAGACUCUGAAGGUGGAAAUAGAGAAGGUAAAGAAAGAACAUUUGGAAUUGAAGGACAAAGAGUCGGAAACGGAAUCCAAUGUCGGUAAUCUACAUGUCAAACUCCGCAAAAGUAGGUCUGAGCUUGAAACCUGUUUGACCGAAGAAUCUAAGGUUAGAGGUGCAUCUGAGGAAAUGAUCUCGACGCUGAGUCAGCUGACAUCUGAAACCGAGGAUGCACGGCGGGAAGCAGAAGAUAUGAAGAACAAGACAGCCGAGUUAAAGAAGGAAGCUGAAGCUACCAAGCUUGCAUUAGAAGAUGCAGAGAAAAAGCUUAAAGAAGCAAUGGAAGAAGCAGAAGCAGCAAAAGCAGCCGAAGCUAGUGCUCUCGAGCAGAUUACAGCACUAACUGAAAGGACCAGUGCUGCACGCGCAUCAACGUCGUCGGAAUCUGGUGCCGUUAUUACAAUCUCGGUGGAGGAGUUUGAGUCGCUGAAUCGGAAAGUCGAGGAGUCUGAUAAAUUAGCAGACAUGAAAGUGGAUGCUGCCAAGGCACAGGUAGAAGCCGUGAAGGCUAGCGAAAACGAGGUUUUGCAAAAGUUGGAAGCAACUCAGAAGGAGAUUGAUGAUAUGAAGACUGCGACACAAGAGGCCUUGAAAAAGGCUGAGAUGGCCGAAGCAGCAAAGAGGGCGGUAGAGAGCGAGCUUCGAAGAUGGCGCGAGCGGGAGCAGAAAAAGGCAGCCGAAGCUGCAGCUCGAAUACUGGCUGAAACACAGAUGUCGUCGCAAUCAUCUCCUCAGCAUUAUAGGUUUCAAAAGCAGAAUCCUCCUCCUCCUCCUCCUCCUCAUACAACAGUUGAAGUGAGGAAGUUGGAAAAAGAGAAGGUUUCGUUUUCGAAGAAAACCGUGUUGCCGAAUAUCAGUGGUAUCUUUCAUAGGAAGAAAAACUAUGUUGAAGGUGGAUCUGCUUCUUAUUUACCUGGUGAGAAUCCUGUAUAGUUUGUGCAGAAGGUGUUGAAUGAAUGUGAGAGAAAACAAAACAUGUUGAUUUGUGUGUAGUUGAGGAAUUUGUUUAGAUUAUGAUAAUGAAGUGUGUUUGAAGGAAAGUAUAUUGUGUGGUGUUAAUAGUUUGGGGACAUGCAUUAUAUGUAAAUGGAACCAGUAGAAAAAAAUUAAAAUCUAUUGGUAAAAAAUAUUGGUAUUUUUCUGUUGAUAUUAAGCUUUCAUGAUUGGUGGAUUGAAUCCUUUCACUGGACCUA
Cicer arietinum (chickpea) is the source of this 2520-nucleotide messenger RNA. Its product is annotated as WEB family protein At5g55860-like. NCBI's taxonomy places the organism in Eukaryota, Viridiplantae, Streptophyta, Magnoliopsida, Fabales, Fabaceae. Gene Ontology annotation, biological process: chloroplast avoidance movement; chloroplast accumulation movement. The record is from RefSeq and is a predicted model, not a curated record. Gene Ontology annotation, cellular component: cytosol.